Tetranychus urticae (two-spotted spider mite) is the source of this 1578-nucleotide messenger RNA. RefSeq lists its product as uncharacterized. NCBI's taxonomy places the organism in Eukaryota, Metazoa, Arthropoda, Arachnida, Trombidiformes, Tetranychidae. The record is from RefSeq and is a predicted model, not a curated record.
UAUAAACUGGAUAAAUGAUGAAGAUGAUACCAGGAAAGAAGAUUGAUUAGAGAAAGAACGAGAAUAAAAGAUGAUGAGAAAAGAUGAAAAAGAGAAAGUGAUUUUACCUGGUCUUGUACAUCCUACCCAUUUUUAAUGCAUUUCAUUCAUUCAUCCGCAAGGCGAGAAUCACAUUAAAUAAAGCGAAAUAUUUUCUUCUUUUUUCUGCUUAUUUAAGCUUAAAUGUUUCUUGCUGAAUCGAUGAAUAUACAUUAAUGAUGAUAACUUUAGCUAAUAUUACACACAAAACCAAAUGAUUUCAAAUGGCUAUCGAAAUAACCAUGUCAAACUGGAUAAAUGGUAACCGAGUUUUGCUCUUAAUAAAUUAUGAAGUUGAUCACAAGUAAGUGUGAAGAUACGAUAAAAGAGUUAGAGUGAGAGUAAUUCAGCUACAUGAUGAAUGUAUAAUUUAAAAGCGUUGAUUGAAAAGUUCGUAAGUGCCUAAAUGAGAGGGUGGAACCAUAACCAAUAUCAUUAAUCUUCUUCCCGGUCAACUUAUAAUUCAGCAUUUCUAAAGUUUGUUUACUCUAAAAAUGAAAUUGCUCAAGAGGAGGAGAUAUUAUUAUAACGAUUGGCAUGAUAACGAUGAAACCGAUUCCUUUUAAUCCAUCACCAGUCCUGAUCAAGGCUUUAGUUGAUCUUUAACCUUCUUCCGAGUUGGUUUAAAAUUUGCCUUUUGUUUUGUCUCAGACAACAAAUUUUUUUAUUUCCUCUAAAAGUCCAAUAUAUUUCAAGUGUUUGGCUGCCUUCAAAGCCUCAAGCUCUAGUGAGUUUGGCGAAAUUAUCUGUUCAUUUGGAUUGCUUUCCAUUUCCAGUGUUCAUCUCUUUUUGUAUCCACCAGAAAACACAAUUUAAACGACAAUCAUGUCCAACUAUAAUUUUUCAAUUUGUUUGCUCGCAAUCACAAUUGGCUUGGCAGUUGCUGCUGUUUCCAUUCCCACGGCUCCAGUGGUUCGACAAUCAAGACCCAUUCUUCAACCACCACCACAACAAGUCGCAAGAGUGAAGCCACAGACUGUUCAAGGAGCUGUUAGACCACCAAAUAACCAGUUCAAACCACAACAGCCUCAACCACAGCCACAGUUUCCUCAAAUGAAACCACCAACCACUCAAUCAGAAGACGAUGAAAGUGAAUCGCCAGAGGAAAUCUUGAAUGUUUAUUUUGAUUUCAUCAAGAAUAAUGAUGAAAAUAACUGUUUAAUGAGACUGAUUUGCCAAAUUGGUUAUAAUCGAACUGCUUUUGGUAAUUUCGGUGAACAGAUUUCCAGUUUCUUCACUGAAAUCGAAUCAAAUACUGGAGCUGCUGCCCAAUAUCGCACAGCUUUCCAAACACAUCUGACUGAACCAAAUGUAGCUAAAUGUACUGAAAAAUAUCCAAGCUGUCAAUAUGAGACAAAUGACAUGAUUGAGGUUGGCAAUGAUCUGAUGAACAGAAACUUAACAAAUAUUCAGCUAGAUGAUGUCAAAAAAGGACCAGCUUGGAUCGCUCAGUCUAAUUGAUCUAAUUUCAAGAUAAUUUUAAUUAAAUAAAUUUUACUU